AUGAACCACAGGGAGCCGAUUUCGGGCUCUAGCUUCUACAACGUGAUCGAGAGACCCGGGGAGUCAUAUACAGUUCUGUCUGCUUUGGAAGAUGGCGUGGUCUUGGGAAAAGGUGAAACCGUGGGUUCGGUCAAGAAUGGCUACUCCAAAGCCGUCAGCAUCUUCGCCGAGUCAGUUACUUUGGGGGAUAUUGACGGGUCAGACAACAUGACAUUCGGGUCCACAGAAGCGGAAGAGGUCACCCUAAGCACAACCGAUUUAUUCAUCCGAGACGAAUCUAACGCUGCUGUUGUAAGUGCUCGUGGUCAAGAUGGAGUACCAAAUACCACUGGCACGGAGGAGGACCGUAAGAAGACAAAUGGCAAAUCUGGACAUAAGCUUAAUGUAUUUGUGGGCCAGGCUCCAUCAAAGGCACUGGACAUCAACUAUGAAGCUCGUGGAGGACAUGGUGGAACUACCAUUGAGAGCGACCAUGCUGCUGGCUCGGGAGGCCAAGGGGGCUCGGUGGUAGUCAUAUACUUAUCCACAUGGACUCCCAUUCUACAGGACCUACGCGAUGUCAUUGCGAUGGUUCGGGUUGAAAAGAAAUUACCGAAAGACACCAAAACCUUGAUUUCUAGUGACGCACCAAAAGCAACCGUGUUGAGUAGCAUCCUCGGCAUUAUUGUCAAGAUUGAGCGUCUUUGCGACAAAGACGACCCGUUGAGGAGAGAUAUUGUCAAUUCAUUGUCGCCUCUGCUGGUUUCUGAUCGCAGGCACACCAGAGGAAGUGUUUACAAGACCCUAAAUCAAGCUGUGAAAGAUGCACAACAGGCCGUGAAUGCCCAUAGCAACUCUUUGAGCAGAUCAGUUGAUGCCUCACGGGGUUAUGGGGGGACAGCUGGGCAGUCUGCAGGCCAGCGUGGCAUUGAAGGAGAGCACGGUGCUGACGGUACGGCCUACGUCAAGACGGUAGCUGAUUUGAAGGUGUCUGGGCCUUUUUCCUUUGCACCCCUUCAUCCACUGCAGUGUCAGAUGCAGAUUGAAAAGGCGUACGCUCUCCUCUAUAUCGGUGAUCAAGGGUGCAUUGACCGUGCAAAAUCGAUUCUCUCUCGCUUGUCCGCAAAGAUACACGCAGUCAUCGACGUCCCGGACGAGGGCUCCGCUGAAUAUAAAGCGCUGCCAGAAGAUCAGAAACAGGCGCAAGAAAUCAGAAUCCAGUCUCUCCAGAAAGCAUAUGAGGACCGGCGAGAGUGGAUUGGAAUCCCCCGAACAAUGUCCGAUCCCGUCUUGGAACUCCAGAAAAUUGCUCGCAAAGCGUCAGAAAUGUUUACCCAAACAACCCAGACGUCAACCGAUGUGUUCGACUGCGAGCACAACUGGGUGCCACGUUUGUCUGUCGAGAGAUUUGAGCAUGAGACCAAGCUCUCCCUUGAGGCGCUCGAAAAGACCGAAACAGUUUACAUGCGUAUGGAGAAACAGCUGGACCAGAUCGAGAAGGAUGAAAGCCUACGACGACUAACUAUAGAUCAAAUACACGAUGGCCUGCAAGAGCUUGGGAAAGAAAAAGAACAGCGGGUCAAGGGGCUGGAGCAACUUCGAGAUAGGAUCGCCAGUAAGAUAUUUGUGGCGGAGCUUUCACGCCGGGCAGAUGAGCUAGAUUCUCUGCUCAGGGAACUGAAAAGCCGCUCUGAUUCCAACUUUGAAAUUAGUUUUGACAGUUUCCUCAAAUCUUUUGUUACUGUUGCCAAGAAGACAAACAUCGAUUCGUUGAUGUCGAAGCCCAAAGACAAGCAGGAUGGUGACAAGCAGGGUGGUGACAAGCAGGAUGGUGACAAGCAGGAUGGUGACAAGCAGGAUGGUGACAAGCAGGAUGGUGACAAGCAGGAUGGCGGCAACCAGGAUAGCGUCAAACAACCAGAUGAACAACCAUCAGCAGGUCAGCCGUCGACUAGUCAAAAUACAGCCGGGAGCUCGGCUCUAGGAAACAAAACAAUAGAUGAAACACCAUCCAAGCCAACCGACAGUCCCAUGCCAACUGAUAAUACCAAGCCAAAGGAUACUACCAAACAAACGGAUACUACCAAACCAACGGAUAAACCGAAGAAAAAAGACGGUGGAAUCGAUUUUGAGAAGCUGAAGAAGAUGUGGGAACCCUUCGGCAGUGAGCUCACCGACAAGGUCUGGGAGGGAGUCACAACCAUCCCCGACGCGGAUGGCAAUGCAGUCAGUAAACUCUUGAUUGCUCGUAGGAUCAGGAAGGCUUUGGGGAAUUUAGCGGACAUUGACAAAGGUGAUGAAAGCCGAACGGUGCGAGACCCCGACACAGGCGAAUUGGUGCUUGAUAAAGAGCGGGAUGAUUUAUUGGUUGCAAGUAAAGCCCAGAUUGACAAAUUUGUCGAGGACUUCCAGCCUUCGAAGAUUGGCCCUCAAGCUGUAAGGGUCCAGAAAGCGUUGAAGCGCUAUGCAGACAUGAUCACAGAGCGCAAUGAUAUGAAAGUCCAAUACAAUGUGCAGCUCAAGGCACUCGUCAAGCUCAACAGUCAAUUCCACGCCAUCCGUGAAGCUCAGGACAAGUUGCGAAAGAAUGUUGUCCACCUCGAUAUUGGGCAAAUCAGUCAAAUGAAGCAGAUGUCUGAGGAUAUCUAUUUCUGGAACCGGGCAAGGACAAUGAGAUUGCUCUCACUCUAUCGUCGAGCGAUUUACCUAGCGACCCUUACCAAGCCAGAUGCAAAUGAGAUCGGGUUAGGGACAAGCGAUGUCGCCCUUAGCUUUCCGGCAGUGGCUCUGUCUGCAACUCAAAGCCGACUUCAUGCAGCCUUGUUUGACGCAGAGAGCAAAGCGGGUUCAGAUGCUGCGCAGUUCCCGCAUAACUUCGACAACGAUGAGGGAAAGUGUGUCGACUUGACUCCAGAAGACCUCGAAUUCCUCCGCAAACAUGACCACGUACGUAUAAAACUGCCUGCAACCACGCCGGCUCCCACAAAAGAUACUCUGUCAUCUUUUCGCGGCUGCGCAGAUGUGCGCGUCUAUCGCGUGCGGUUCUGGCUCGACGGCGUGCGAUUACAGCGUGAUAUCCGCAGUUCCGGAAAUCACAUCGUUCUAGAUGUCAACCUGACCCACGAAGGUGAUAGCGUUUAUUAUGACCGUUUCGGCAAUUAUCAUGCAUUUACGCACGAUCCCAUAGAUAUCAAACCAUCCUUCCGUGUGUCGCAAUCGCCGGAUGGUGGUAGUGCUCACCUUUCUGCCCUGGACAACGGUGCUAUUGUUUCGGCUGUACCUACAGCCGGAGGGCUUCAGAAGUACGCUGCUCCGAGUCCCUUUGCGACGUGGACUGUCUCUUUCCGGAAUGUGGAUUUCAAUACCCUCGACCUUUCCGGGAUCACAAAGGGAUGGUUUGAGUUCUUUGGUACAUAUCGCGCUUUUCGAUAA
Messenger RNA from Penicillium angulare, 3411 nucleotides. RefSeq lists its product as uncharacterized. The transcript has a single exon. The coding region runs from base 1 to 3411 and encodes 1136 amino acids. Lineage: Eukaryota; Fungi; Ascomycota; Eurotiomycetes; Eurotiales; Aspergillaceae. The record is from RefSeq and is a predicted model, not a curated record.